Metarhizium album ARSEF 1941 is the source of this 465-nucleotide messenger RNA. Its product is annotated as Calcitonin protein-peptide-receptor component protein. The coding region runs from base 1 to 465 and encodes 154 amino acids. Gene Ontology annotation, cellular component: RNA polymerase III complex. Gene Ontology annotation, biological process: transcription initiation at RNA polymerase III promoter. Gene Ontology annotation, molecular function: nucleotide binding. Lineage: Eukaryota; Fungi; Ascomycota; Sordariomycetes; Hypocreales; Clavicipitaceae. The record is from RefSeq and is a predicted model, not a curated record. The transcript has 2 exons.
AUGAAGAUCCUCGAGUCCCAGUCCGCUGUCCUAUCCAAUUACGAGGUCUACCAGCACCUCACAGAUCAGCGUGAUCGCUACAAGCAGAAGAAGCACCGCGGGCCCCCAAACCUCGAGACGGUUGUUCGAGAGAUGCUGCAGUACCUGCGGACUGCACCCAGUCCCUUGAGUCAGAAGCCCUUGACCUACACCCCAGAGGCUAUUGCCCAAAUUAUUGAGAACCUAAGUCCGUAUGAACUGUCAAAGGGUGAGAUGGUGAUGAUUUUAAACCUGCGCCCAGCCUCCAUUGCUGCUCUCAACACCAUUAUUGAGGACAUGCCCGAGCGUUACUCGGACGAGCAACAAGAAGAAAUGGUUGGCAUUAUAGCCGGUGUGCUCGGUCGGUUCGAGGUGGCCGAGGUCCAAGGCAAUGGGGAUGCGGGCGAAGGUGGUGAUGUGAGUAUGAAUGAUACCGAAGCCGUUUGA